Prorocentrum cordatum is the source of this 1036-nucleotide messenger RNA. The record is from the annotation of a GenBank genome assembly. NCBI's taxonomy places the organism in Eukaryota, Dinophyceae, Prorocentrales, Prorocentraceae.
CCCGGGGCAGCUAAUAGGGAACCGAGGUGGCCCGCUGGGGCCCAGCCACGGUUAGCCAUAGAGUCCCGCCCGCACGGUCCAAUCCGUAGGAUGGUCGAGGGGGGCUGCGUUGUGGUUGCUCACAAGGUCCUGGCCCACGGUGGUUUCGAAUGCUCGCUUCCCAGACAUCCGAUGGACAAAGGUUCAGAUUCCAACGGGACGCUUCAGAUCCCAACCGGAACGGUUCAGAUCCCAACCGAGCUUACUUGAGUUUCCAAGUGCUUGAAACGCUUCAUCCGUAGCCAUUUUGGCUCAAGGUUCAAGCAUUUCGGCCAGAGCGACCGCUGCUCGAGUUAUCUGCUGAUUGCCCGCUUCACCUGCUUCCCACCGCGCCUGGUAAGCGUACAGACAGAUGGCGCGUGUUGGCAGCCGGGGUUCCUCUUUGCUCGCAUCGUGCGCUCUCUUUGCGCUGAGCGGUGCGUUGCUUUCUUGUAGAAGCUCUUUUGUCGCCCCUCCGUCCAUUCGUCAGCAGGAUGCGCAGAGCUUGCAGACCAGCGGCCUGAUGGCAGGACCAACGGUAGUCGACUUGAAGGCAGGGCACCGGACCGCAAUGCAGUUCUUCUCCGGGGAGCCGACGCCGCCGCCAAAGCCGAAGGAGAAGCCCUUCAAGCUCCCGCCGUUCUUCACCACUCUCGCAUCCCUGGCCGUCGUCAUCGGCGGCUGCGCUUACUUUCUCAACAACGCCUAGUAGGGGCCGAGUUGCGUGAGGGGCCCGUGGUACUGUUGCCAGUGGAUGGCACCGUCCUGGCUGAUCACGCCAUGGCAGAGGUCAUGUUGUUUGAACAGGGGGGUGGAACAACGCACGAUUUUCCUCUCGCUGGCCUCCAGAGUGCCAAUUUUCGUCAGAGUUUUAGAAAUGCGCGAACUGUCUAUGCCUGCACUUCCCGCGAUGCUUAGUUGCUGCCGCCCGGCAAUUUGAACCUCAAAGCCUACUGUUCUGCACCGUGGGCGACGCAAGAUGGAGAAUGUCCGAAACACCAUUAAAAAAAACGCUUGA